This is a messenger RNA of Bolinopsis microptera, 1839 nucleotides long. Its product is annotated as dnaJ homolog subfamily B member 13-like. Bases 1 to 951 code for a protein of 316 amino acids. Lineage: Eukaryota; Metazoa; Ctenophora; Tentaculata; Lobata; Bolinopsidae. Gene Ontology annotation, cellular component: cytosol. The transcript is spliced from 5 exons. The record is from RefSeq and is a predicted model, not a curated record. Gene Ontology annotation, molecular function: protein-folding chaperone binding.
AUGGGAAAGGACUACUACCAUAUCUUGAAUUUAACAAGGAGUGCGUCAAAUUCAGAAGUGAAGAGGGCGUACAGAAAGCUUUCUCUAAAACACCACCCAGAUCGUUCAGACGACCCCAAAUCUGAGGAACUCUUCUUGGAGGUAGCAGAAGCGUAUGAUGUACUCAGCAGUUCCAACACACGUGCUGUGUACGAUCAGUUCGGAGAGGAGGGGCUGAAGAGCGGUGUCCCCACUACCGAUCUAACUGGAGGUUUCUCCGGGGGUUACGUCUUCCAUGGUAACCCAGAUAAAGUCUUCAGAGAGUUCUUUGGUGGUGAUAAUCCCUUCAAUGAGUUCUUUGAACCCCCAAAAGAUCCUGACAUGGCAAUCGGAUUUGGGGGACUCCGUGGACGUGGUCGCCCAAAACAAGACCCACCAAUCGAGCGAGAUUUAGCAUUAGCGCUGGAGGAAAUCUACUCUGGUUGCAUCAAGAAGAUGAAGAUCUCCAGACGCGUGAUGAAUGAUGACGGUCACACUUCCAGCAUCAGAGACAAGAUCCUGACUAUCAAUGUCAAACAAGGGUGGAGUGCCGGAACUAGAAUCACUUUCCAGAAAGAGGGAGAUCAGGGUCCAAACAGCAUUCCAGCGGACAUAGUUUUCAUUGUGAAGGAUAAAGAUCAUCCCUUGUACAAGAGAAACGGAGCAGAUCUGCACUAUGUGGCAACGGUUCCUCUCAGCAAAGCUCUUAUUGGCUGUGUAAUUGAAGUCCCAACAUUAGAUGGGAGGACGCUUAGCAUUCCAAUAAACGAUAUCGUACAGCCCGGAUACACUAAGAGGGUAGUAGGCGAAGGAAUGCCAGUCUCAAAAUCAAAAGACGAAGAAAAGGGCGAUCUUGUAAUCUCCUUUGACAUUGUAUUUCCGACAAAGCUGGAAGUUCACCAGAAGAGUCUGUUGAAACAGGCGCUUAUGUAAAUAGGUCGAGAAAACUAUGAGACACAUUCUUCCUUGGUUCGUUGUUCGGAACCACCCAAUACAGUCAAGUGUUAGAUUAAAUUAAUAAUAAGUUAUGCGCCAAUAUUAAGUGAGAAACCAGGAUCAGAUGAUAUAAUUUUAAAACUGACAAUUUCCAUAUUGUCGGUAGCAGAAUUAUUUACUUUCAUGAACUGGAAUACUUGCAGUUAUAAAUAAGCCAGAAGCCUGUAUAUAAGUUCUGUACAUAAUCGUUUGAUAUUGAAUAAUGGAGUUUUUGUUUCCAAUUGUCAAAUGUUUUUAUAUAACGCGUUUUUCCUGUGAAUUUUGAUACAGUGAUAUGUUUGGUCAAAAUUCAAAUCACCUCAAAUAAUAAUCACGCGACAUUUAAAUUAGUAAGCGAAUUUUGUGUACUCUAUUAUCAUACUACUCUUUUAUUAUACUCUGAUUGGGUUCAUGCCAUCUAACUCAAAAUGUUUUUAGCACUGAUCUUUAAAAUGGAGAAUAAGAAAGAAGAAUCUUUGGAGGAUCUGGCAUCUCUGUUCACGAAGCAAGUACAGGGUUCCGAGUGGUUGAAAGAGCACACUCCUGAAAAAUGGAUAGGAGAAAAUAAGGAGCUUUAUCAGGAGAUUCAAAAUGAAUAUAAGAAGAUUGACAAUGCGAUGGAAGGGAAAAAGUAAAGGAACAAUUUUCCCUAGUUUGGUUUUAUAAUGGGCCCAUUUCCACCCCAGCUUUUUUCAUAUUAAAAUAUUUUCACCAAGAUUAAAUUGUAUUUUUCAUUGACAUUUUUGAUCCACCAAUUGGCACGACUGGUUAGAAAUGAAUUUUAAGUUUCUCAAUUUCCACUAUAUUUAUUUUAUGUGCUAUUUGAUAACGUUAUAGAGGUGGGAA